AUGACGCUACCGAUUCUUCAGACAAAUAGCAUCUCCUCAGAAGAGGAACAUCUACGCCACCUCCGCCAGAAACUGCUGCUGCAGCUGGCCAUAAUUGUCGGUUUGGUGGCUGCUGUGGGCGGCUUUUUGUACGGUUACGAUACCGGGCUCAUCAACGAUAUCUUGGAAAUGCAAUACGUGAAAGCCCAUAUUCCGCUGCAGAAGGGCGAGUUUAGUACCCACGAAAGGGCUCUCAUCACGGCGAUAUUGCUGUUGGGGACAUUCUUCGGUGCUCUCGUGGCGCCGUUGAUUUCAGACACGUACGGCCGGAAACUGUCUAUCAUUGUAUCUCUGGCGAUCCUUUUUAACAUCGGCAACAUCCUCCAGGUUUCAGCAACCGACGUGGGGCUCCUAUGCGCUGGAAGAGGCGUUUCUGGGCUUUCUGUUGGUAUUCUUUCUGCUAUCGUGCCGUUGUACCAAGCUGAAGCCUCGCCCAAAUGGGUCAGAGGUUCUAUCGUUUUCACAUACCAGUGGGCUAUCACAUGGGGGCUUCUUAUAGCCCUGGCCAUCUGCCAAGGCACGCGACGGAUCCAGAGCUCUGCUAGUUACAGAAUCCCGAUCGGGAUCCAGUUUGCAUGGUCGGUGGCUCUCUGCGUGGGUAUGCUUUUUCUUCCCGAGAGUCCUCGUUUCUACGUUCAAAAAGACAAUCUCCAGCUUGCCCUCAAGAGUCUCAGUAAGCUCCGACGGCUUCCGGACGACGACGCCGAUCUCAUCGAGGAGUUGGUCGAGAUCAAGGCCAACUACGAUUACGAAAUGAGUUUCGGCAAAACCUCUGUUUUGGACUGCUUCCGCCUGGGCGGAGGUCGCCACAAGCAGAAACUACGCAUGGCCACAGGCAUGGGCGUGCACGCUUUCCAGCAGUGUCUGGGAAUCAACUUCAUUUUCUACUACGGGGUCAAUUUUUUCUCCAACACGGGUGUUGGGAACUACUACCUCAUGUCUUUCUUUACAUACUUGGUGAACGUGGUGUUCACGAUUCCAGGAAUCGUUUUGAUUGAAGUCGUCGGACGACGGAAGUUGUUGAUGUGGGGCGGAUGCUCCAUGAGCGUCAGCAACUUCAUCAUUGCCAUAGUCGGUGUACUGGUCCAGGCCCAGCAAACACGUUCCAUUGUCAGCAUCGUCUUCUCCUGCUGUUUUAUUGCCUGCUUUGCCUCCUCCUGGGGUGGUUGUACAUGGGCCCUUUCCGCAGAUAUGUUCAGCAUCAGUAUUCGUCAAAAAGCCAUCGCCAUCACUGUUGCCACCAACUGGUUGGUGAAUUUUGUGUGUGCAUUUAUUACUCCGUAUCUUAUUGAUACAGGUCAGCACACGGCAGCAUUGGGCAACAAGAUCUUCUUCAUCUGGGGCGGCUUCAACGCCUUUGGCGUGGUUUUCGUUUACUUUAUGGUCUACGAGACAAAGGGCCUUAAGUUGGAGGAAGUCGACUUCAUGUACAUGAACUGUGAAAACUCUAGGGUCUCCACCAAGUUUGUGAGUCGUGCUAUCGACUACUCCACAAUGCCCAAUGGUACAUCCACAGCGGUCAAUACAGGCGGAAAAGAAACAUCGUCUCCAUCGACUGGAGACCCUAAUGGUUUCAACACAGACACCAGCGUGGAGAUGGCCGAUCUCAGACAGAGAAAAACACCUAACAACGUGCAUCUUGUGGCUCAUGAUAAUAUGUUGGCGCCUACUCUUAGCAACACCUCUGGCGAGUCCAGUGCCGAUUCUACCAUGUCCACUCCAGGGGUUACAGACUACCAAAAAUACAUUCUUGCGUUGAGAGAGCAGUCUGGCGAUGCCAUGAGGCGGACCGAUUCAUCGCAUACAUCAGCCUCAACUCACAGGCUUUUCAAGUUGAAUGACAAAAAGCGCCAGCUGAGCGAGGCUGGCACUUCGAAUCACACCAGCUCCUUCUCAAGUAACGCCCUUCAGGACGGUAUUGGCAAAAAAGGUGGUUUGGUUAAUGCGGCGCUUGAUUCAGACAGUGACGAUGAAGAGGACGAAGAGGGGGCUGCUCCUCAAGAAAAGGACAUUUCAGACCCCAAAGAUCAGGUCUAG
Molecule: messenger RNA, 2076 nt
Organism: Candidozyma duobushaemuli
Lineage: Eukaryota; Fungi; Ascomycota; Pichiomycetes; Serinales; Metschnikowiaceae
Gene: HGT4
Product: glucose sensor
Exons: 2
Coding region: 1-2076 (691 amino acids)
Biological process (GO): carbohydrate transport; transmembrane transport
Cellular component (GO): membrane
Molecular function (GO): carbohydrate:proton symporter activity
Source: RefSeq, a predicted model, not a curated record